UCUCCUACCUGCCUACCUAUAUAUAGCAGUCGCGAAAACCGAGGCUCGUCUCCACUCCCCGCUCCUCCCAGCGAGCGAAUUCGGUGCUGCUGCUAGUGAGCACACCAGCAGCUUCCGGACUCUUCGAACGCCGCGCGGCCAUGGCGGGGUCGCUCCAGAUGCCCUCCUCUCUCUCCCUCCGAAGCGAUCGCCGCUCCUCUCCGAGUUCCUCAUCCUCAUCGCUCUUCGGCCGAAGGAUCGGCUCGAUCGCGCAUUGCGGCGAGACGAGGAGCAGCCGAAGAAGGACGGAUGUCGGCUUCGCCCCGGUUAGGGCCACCAUCAACUCUGUUCUCAAUGACGUCGCCAAGGAUUUCGUGCCGAAGCGUCCGCUCCGGGCGCCGAUGACAGAGAAGCAGCUGGCCGAUCCCAAGUCGGUGGCGUCGAUCAUAUUGGGAGGAGGAGCAGGGACUCGCCUCUUCCCUCUCACCCAGAAGAGGGCCAAACCAGCGGUGCCAAUUGGUGGCUGUUACAGGCUUAUUGAUGUUCCAAUGAGCAAUUGUAUUAACAGCGCAAUAAAUAAGAUUUACAUUCUGACCCAGUUCAACUCUCAGUCUCUCAAUCGCCAUCUUGCUCGGACAUAUGAUUUUGCUAAUGGCGUGAACUUUGGAGAUGGGUUUGUGGAGGUACUAGCAGCUACUCAAACACCUGGUGAAUUCGGAAAGAGGUGGUUUCAAGGAACUGCCGAUGCUGUUAGACAGUUCAUAUGGAUAUUUGGGGAUGCCAAGCUCAGGCAUAUAGAAAACAUACUUAUUUUAUCUGGCGAUCAUCUAUACCGAAUGGAUUACAUGGACUUUGUGCAGAAACAUAUGGAUUCUGGUGCUGAUAUUUCUGUCUCUUGUGUCCCCAUGGAUGACAGUCGGGCCUCUGACUUCGGAUUGAUGAAGAUUGACAACGCAGGUCGUAUCACUCAGUUUCUUGAAAAGCCCAAAGGCAAAAGUUUAGAGACAAUGCAAGUGGACACAACAAUUUUAGGGUUGUCACCUCAAAAUGCACGGAAAUACAACUAUAUUGCAUCGAUGGGGAUAUAUAUUUUCAGGACUGAUGUCCUGCUGAGUCUUUUAAGAAACCGCUAUCCAACUGCCAAUGAUUUUGGAUCAGAGAUUAUUCCCAUGGCUUCCAAUGACUAUAAUGUACAGGCUUAUUUAUUUGACGGCUACUGGGAGGACAUUGGAACAAUAAAAUCUUUCUUCGAUGCAAACCUGGCUCUCACUGAUGAGAAUCCCAAGUUUCACUUUUAUGAUCCUUUGAAGCCAAUCUUCACAUCACCUAGGUACUUGCCCCCAACUAAGACAGAGAAGUGCAGGGUCGUGAAAUCUAUAAUUUCACAUGGGUGCUUUUUAAUGGAGUGCAGUGUUGAACAUUCCAUUAUUGGUGUCCGCUCACGGUUAGAAUGUGGUGUGAAGCUUGAGAACACCAUGAUGAUGGGAGCAGACUAUUACCAGACUGAGGCAGAGAGAGCUGCUUGCCUAGCUAAAGGAAAAGUGCCAGUUGGCGUUGGAGAGAACACCAAGAUUCGGAACUGUAUCAUUGACAAAAAUGCAAGGAUUGGGAAAAAUGUCGUCAUCACAAAUUCUGACAGUGUGGAAGAGGCCGACAGGCCGUCAGAAGGUUUCUACAUUCGUUCUGGGAUCACUGUGGUAUUAAAGAACUCUGUCAUUCCAGAUGGUACAGUUAUCUAGGCUUUGGAAGCAUAGUACCUGGUUCUUCUAUCAUCAAUUUUCAAAAUCUCAAUGGUUAGAGACUCGAAAAGUUGUUGACUUUUAUCACCAAGGCAUCUGAUUUUGCGGUUCAUAUGUUGUGACGAUCUUUGCUGUUAGUGAUGACAUAUUGGACAGCUGAUCAUGAUUGCUGUGUAACAUAAUAACCAUUGACCAGCAUGCUUCAUCCUGCUCUUUGUAUAGCUUCUUUUUUUUUUUUUUUUUCUUUUUUACGGCAAAAGUGAUGUGAAGAAUAAGAAAGAACAACCCAAAUGUGUUGAUCUUGUUGCUUUUUAUUGUGAUACAUUUUAUUA
Molecule: messenger RNA, 2050 nt
Organism: Ananas comosus (pineapple)
Lineage: Eukaryota; Viridiplantae; Streptophyta; Magnoliopsida; Poales; Bromeliaceae
Product: glucose-1-phosphate adenylyltransferase large subunit 1-like
Exons: 16
Coding region: 141-1718 (525 amino acids)
Biological process (GO): glycogen biosynthetic process
Molecular function (GO): glucose-1-phosphate adenylyltransferase activity
Source: RefSeq, a predicted model, not a curated record